AUGGGAAGUAUCGAACAGGAUUCCGUGCAGAGCCCGCAUACACAGCCCUCGUCCAGCAGGGAGUCGGAAGCCCGGGAACAAAACCCCCAAGAGCAAAGUGAGGAGAAUAUUUCAGACCCAGUGUCAUUCUUGAACAUGAUGAAGAAACAUCUCGCCAUGCUAUUCUUGGAGACACGAGAGGAGUACCGAUUGCCACGCACCGUUGUACGUAGCAUCUUCGGGGACUUUCAAGUUUUCGUCCAGUUGCUGUUUGACUUUUUUCAGCGUCACUUGAAAACUGUUGCCGAACAGAACACGCCACAGGACGCGUACGAGAAACUCUUGAUGUUUCUCUCGAGUGAUGUGUUAGAUGUGCUGUGGACAACUAUAAAGAGCGACUACAUCUUCAUGAAGUAUGUUAAAGAAUCACUGCCAUACACAGAACCUCAGGAGAUUCGUCUGGAUGAAUCCGUCACUCCGUGCCGCUUGUUAUAUUAUAUGCCCAUAGGCAAAGUCUUGAUCAAUAUGCUUUCUGCAGAUGAUGCAGUUGAGAACACACUGGGCGCAAACUGUGAGCCAAGUAACUCGGGUGUCCUCUCUGAUAUUCUGGAUGGUGAUUAUGCAAGGCAGAGGGCCAUUCUCCGCAACAGUGAUGCUGAAACUAUAGUGCUUCUUUUGUACACAGACGAGUUGGAACUUGUCAAUACAUUAGGGUCUGCUGCAGGCACACACAAGAUUCUUGCUGCAUACUUUUCUGUGAUUAGUUUACACCCCAAAUACAGGUCACGACUAAACGCUAUUCAUCAGGUCAUGUUGGUGAAGUACGCUCAUGUAAAAUCUCUUGGAAUCGAAAGGGUGCUUGAUCCACUGAUCAAGGAAAUCUCACAUCUGCAGCAGCAUGGACUGCAAAUCACAGUUGACGGACGGACAAGAGUAGACAAGAUAUGCAUAUUGGGUAUUGUCGGUGACAACCUGUCACUUAAUCGAAUUGGUGGCUUCAGCAGUUCAUUUGGUAGUGGCCACUUUUGCAGGUUUUGUGUGACAGACUCAAAGUACAUAAACAAGGUGACUAGUGAACACAACUGUCAAAUACGUACGGCUUCUGUGCAUGAAGACCAUAUUGCUGCUGUUGAGGCUGACCACACCAAAUCCAGGCUUUAUGGAGUUGUCGCCAGGUCGCCUUUGCUGCACAUUCCUGAUUUUGAUGUCACACAACAGCUGCUACCGGACGCAAUGCAUGACAUUCUUGAAGGUGGCAUUGCUUUUGUUCUAAAACAUGUGUUGAUGUCACUGGCAGAUUCAGGAUUAAUCAGUGCGUCAAGUCUGAAGGUGAUAUCCACAUUUAAAUAUGGGAUUAAUGAUAAGAAAUCUAAGCCCGUUCCCCUGCCAGAUUCUUUCCUUAGAUCAAAUAGCCACAUCAAAGGAACCGCAAGCCAGAAGUGGUGUAUUCUUCGUAUCUUGCCUCAGAUGAUCAGCCACUUGGUACCUGAAGGACAUCCAGCAUGGGAAGUAUACCUGCUAUACAGGCACAUUGUUGACAUUAUUCUGGCAGACAAGGUUCCAGCAGAGUGCAUUCAAUACUUGCAAGUGAAAGUAGAUGUUUUUCUUCAAAAGUUUGCUGAUGUUUCCAAACCAGAAGUUAAUCCCAAAAAUGCAUUUCCUUGUCCACUAUCCCCGCUUUAUGUACUUGUAUGGGCCACCAAGAAGGUACUGGAGAAUGCGAUUUGA
Molecule: messenger RNA, 1707 nt
Organism: Ornithodoros turicata
Lineage: Eukaryota; Metazoa; Arthropoda; Arachnida; Ixodida; Argasidae
Exons: 1
Coding region: 1-1707 (568 amino acids)
Source: RefSeq, a predicted model, not a curated record